UUCCCACUGGCAGAUUGCUGAACCUGGUGGUGAGGUCAGACAUUGACCAAACCAUGAUCCACAUGCAGAAGGCCAUUGCAGUCGACAUCUCCUGCGUCCAGGCCUACGACACCAUCGCAUCCAUUGAGAUGCAGAGAGGACACACUGCCAGAGCCAUGGAGCUGUAUGAGAAGGCAGUGCGCUACUCUCGUAACCAGGUGGAGAUGACGCAGGCCUACGUGGCCCAGAAAGUGUUCUCCAUGCAGGACAGAGUGUGCAAGGAGUACGGAGUGUCCAUCCAGCAGCUAGCAGCGCGCUCAGCUGCUUCAAUGACACCCCCCGGGGCACCAAACAUGUAGCCGAAUAAUUUAUGUGUGCGUGUAUGCUCACGUGUAGCCGUUAUAUAAUGCAGAAUACCAGUCUGUUCCCUUAGUAUUGUACAUGUUGUAUACUUGUUGUUAUGUGAGCAAACAAGCAAU
Geodia barretti is the source of this 458-nucleotide messenger RNA. The record is from the annotation of a GenBank genome assembly. NCBI's taxonomy places the organism in Eukaryota, Metazoa, Porifera, Demospongiae, Tetractinellida, Geodiidae.